This is a messenger RNA of Penicillium nucicola, 1797 nucleotides long. RefSeq lists its product as uncharacterized. Gene Ontology annotation, biological process: carbohydrate metabolic process. The transcript has 3 exons. Bases 1 to 1797 code for a protein of 598 amino acids. Lineage: Eukaryota; Fungi; Ascomycota; Eurotiomycetes; Eurotiales; Aspergillaceae. The record is from RefSeq and is a predicted model, not a curated record.
AUGUCCUAUGAUCUGCAUGGCACUUGGGACAAUACUAAUAAAUACCUUGGACCUUAUAUCAAUGCUCACACCAAUUUGACUGAAAUUGAUUUGGCAAUGGAGCUCCUUUGGCGCAAUAAGAUUGACCCAGACCAUGUCGUUCUUGGUCUGGGCUUUUAUGGCCGGUCAUUCACUCUCGCUGAUCCCAGUUGCAACACCCCCGGAUGUAUUUUCUCAGCAGGGGGUAAUGCAGGGUCUUGCACGGACUCAGUCGGAACACUCUCGUACUCAGAGAUCAAGAAUGUGAUAGAUAAAGGCAACGCCAAAGUGUCUCUAGACAAGACGGCCGCCGUCAAAAUGGUCACUUGGGGCGAGAACCAGUGGGUCAGCUAUGAUGAUGAGGAAACUCUGAAGCUGAAGCUGGACUAUGCCAAUAAAAACUGUCUUGGUGGUACCAUGGUAUGGGCCGUUUCGACAGAUGAUUCCGAAGGCACAGCUUCGGCGGCACUAUCGAAGUUGACAGGUCGUAGCACAAUCGCAUUGUCGGCCAAAUCACUUGCUUCUACCACUGACCAAGUUCAAUCUUGCCAGUUGGGUGAAUGCGGCGAAUCUUGUCCGAACGGCCUUAGCCCUGCUCAGCGAAGUGAUGGCAAGAAUAGAGGCAACACUGGUACAAACACUGGAUGCUCGAAGGGCAAAUCGCGUCUUUACUGCUGCCCAAGUGACAAUAUGCCCACUUGCCAGUGGCGUGGCGGGGCUCCAUUUUGCAAUGGCAAAUGCCACAAGGGAGAGGUUGAAGUGUCAAGCAGCAUCAGUGGAACUGGAAAAAGUUGUUGGACUGGGCACAAAGUACUUUGCUGUACGCAGACCGCGGCCAACGAAGCAGUUUCUGAAUGUGGUUGGUCAGGCAGUGCGCCCUUCUGUGCUGGGAUUCACAGCAACGCAGGCUGCCCUUCAGGGAGAGAGCGAUUAACUUAUUCCAAUUAUGGUGCUGGUGGAGAAGAGCCUUGUAUUGUCGGCUACAAGUCGUUCUGCUGUGAUCAGCCUCCUCCAUACGAGAAUUGCGACUGGUACUACCACGGUGGGAAAUUCUGGGGCUCUGUUCCCUUCCAGUGCUCUGGAACGUGCCCUGCUGGGAAAGCUUCCAUCGCGACCGAUCCUUCUGGGUGCCUGUCAGGGUAUGGAUCAUUCUGUUGCGAUUCACCAGCUACGAGUAAUGAUCCCCUCGUUACGGCAUUUAAGACCCAGCUAGAGAAGUACUCCAAAGAUCCUGUUUGCGACAAAGGUCAACGCCAGUAUUCAAAGCGGGAAACCAUCGAAAUGGGGUUGCAAAAGCGUCAUAGUUUGAACAAGGCAGACUGGACCAGUCUACUAAUCCAUUUGACCGCCAUCGCGAAGGGCAACAGCCCAACCUAUCAGAUGACGUUGAUGGAGGAUGCGUAUAAUUCUAGUGAUCCUUUAGUGACCCUGGACGAGAUUGAUCAGUUUCAGGCCGAAUGGCCUAAUGCGGAGCCAAUUGCACGGACGGAAAGUCUUCUGUGCUUGGGAACCCAUGGAAGUGCUGAAGUUGCGGACUCUCAGGAUGCUGGGUCCCAACUUUGCGUCUUGGCUUGCCCUGCUGCAGGCCUUGAUAAACGUUCCAAUGCAUCAGUUGUGCUGUCGGCAGCGAAGAAUGUAUUUGCCAGAAACAUUGCUGAAACAGAGGAGCUUUAUGAUUCUUCAUCACAAUUCGGACAACCAAGCUGGGGUAUGAAUCCUUACAACUCACUUGAAGUACGUGCUGACCAGAAUAGGCUACAUGAUGCAGGGAAUUAUUGA